UUCCAGUGUUAGCCUCUGGCCUCACCAAUGGGCUGGCAAAAGAAAAAGUCUUAGGUUUAAAGUCCAACAAGUAGAGGCUUCAGACCUAGGAUUCCUGUGUUCCCUGCGCAAUAUCGGGACACAUGGCCAGAGCUGGUGGGAACCUGAGGGUCUGGGGGAGCUUGGUGCUACUGGGUCUGUACAGCUGUGCUGUGCCCCGGGCGGCUGCUCUAAAUGGAGUGAGUAACCUGACGGCAGAGGCCCAGACAAACAGCUCCAUCACCCUGAGGUGGGAGGCCUCAAAAGAUACUGACCCUGAAAACCUGAUCUACUGGGUUCAGUGCCGUGGAGAUAAUAUAUAUAAAACUGAAAACACCACAAACACCACAUUAACAGUAGAUGGACUUGCUCCGGCUUCCAUAUACGAAUUUGUUGUGUGGGUAGAAGAAAAUGGAACCAAUAGCACCACGGAGGCCAUCAACGCCACCACAGCUCCAAACCCAGUGACAAACCUGAGAGUGGAAACUCAGAACAACAGCUCCAUCACCCUGAGCUGGGACGAACCAGAAGGUCAUGACCUGACAUACUGGAUCCAGUGGCUUGGAGAAGACUACAGCAAUGUAUCUAAAAGCACAACAAACACCAGUUUUGUGGUGGAUAGCCUUGCUCCUGCUUCUACAUAUGAAUUUUUCGUGUGGGUAGGAAAAAGUGAAAUCAAUAGCACCACGGAGACCCUCAAUGCCUCCACAGCUCCAAACCCAGUGACAAACCUGAGGGUGGAAACUCAGAACAACAGCUCUAUCACCCUGAGCUGGAACGAACCAGAAGGUCAUGACCUGACAUACUGGAUCCAGUGGCUUGGAGAAGACUACAGCAAUGUAUCUAAAAGCACAACAAACACCAGUUUUGUGGUGGAUAGCCUUGCUCCUGCUUCUACAUAUGAAUUUUUCGUGUGGGUAGAAAAAAAUGAAAUCAAUAGCACCAUGGACACCCUCAACGCCUCUACAGCUCCAAACCCAGUGAUAAACUUGAGAGUGGAAGCUCAAACCAACAGCUCCAUCACCCUGAGCUGGAACGAACCAGAAGGUCAUGACCUGACAUACUGGAUCCAGUGGCUUGGAGAAGACUACAGCAAUGUAUCUAAAAGCACAACAAACACCAGUUUUGUGGUGGAUAGCCUUGCUCCUGCUUCUACAUAUGAAUUUUUCGUGUGGGUAGAAAAAAAUGAAAUCAAUAGCACCACGGAGACCCUCAAUGCCUCCACAGCUCCAAACCCAGUGAUAAACUUGAGAGUGGAAGCUCAAACCAACAGCUCCAUCACCCUGAGCUGGGACGAACCAGAAGGUCAUGACCUGACAUACUGGAUCCAGUGGCUUGGAGAAGACUACAGCAAUGUAUCUAAAAGCACAACAAACACCAGUUUUGUGGUGGAUAGCCUUGCUCCUGCUUCUACAUAUGAAUUUUUCGUGUGGGUAGAAAAAAAUGAAAUCAAUAGCACCACGGAGACCCUCAAUGCCUCCACAGCUCCAAACCCAGUAAGAAACCUGAGGGUGGAAACUCAGAAUAACAGCUCCAUCACCCUGAGCUGGGACGAACCAGAAGGUCAUGACCCAUCUAACCUUACCUACUGGAUCCAGUGGCUUGGAGAAGACUACAGCAAUGUAUCUAAAAGCACAACAAACACCAGUUUUGUGGUGGAUAGCCUUGCUCCUGCUUCUACAUAUGAAUUUUUCGUGUGGGUAGAAAAAAAUGAAAUCAAUAGCACCGCGGAGAUCCUCAACGCCUCCACAGCUCCAAACCCAGUAAGAAACCUGAGUGUGGAAACUCAGACCAUCAGCUCCAUCACCCUGAGCUGGGACGAACCAGACGGUCGUAAUGACACAGUUCACCUGACCUAUGGGGUCCAGUGGCUUGGAGAUGAUGGCAACUACAAAAACAAAAGCACAACGAACACCAGUGUCGUGGUGGAUAACCUUGCUCCUGGUUCUACAUAUGAAUUUUCCGUGUGGGUAGAAUACAAAGGAAUCAGAAGCACCACGGUGAUCAUCAACGCCUCUACAGUGCCCGCUGCUGUCAGCAAACCCUCCUGUGUCAGCGCCUCUGGGGGCUACGGGGUCAUUCUUACCUGGCCCUGCCCUUCUGGGGGUUAUGAUACCUUUGAGGUGGAAGUGGGCGGACAAUGGAGAAACCAAACUUCCUGUGGGACGGGCAUGUCUGUGUCAGAUCUUGGGCCAGCUCAGUCUUACACGGCCACCAUCACAACUAUCUCGAAUGGACUGAGGGCCUCACCCUUCUCUGUGAACUGCCACACAGAGAGUACAGGGGUCAUUGUGGGAGCCAUCGUGGGCAUCCUCUUGCUUUUCAUCCUUGUGGGACUCCUGAUUUUCUUCCUGAAGAGGAGAAGAAAGAGGAGCCAGCAGAAGGAAACGCCCAAGGAUCUGGUGUUCAGCGUCCCAGGGGAUAUCCUAGCCAAAGACUUUGCUAACCACGUCAGGGUGAAGGAGAAGGACAGCAACUAUGGAUUUGCUGAGGAGUAUCAGCAAUUGGCUCCGGAGGGCCAAGGCCAGUCUCAGACGACAGCAUUGGCUCCAGAGAACACAUCCAAGAACCGCUACAGGAAUGUACUGCCCUAUGACUGGUCUCGGGUGCCCCUGAAGCCCCUUCAUGAGGAACCAGGCUCUGACUAUAUCAACGCCAACUUCAUGCCUGGUCUCGGGAGCUCCAAGGAAUUUAUUGCAACCCAGGGUCCCCUGCCUCACACUGUGGGUGAUUUCUGGCGUCUGGUGUGGGAACAGAAGAGCCACACUGUGGUCAUGCUGACCAACUGCAUGGAGUCUGGACGGGUGAAGUGCGAGCAUUACUGGCCUCUGGAUGCGCAGCCCUGCACGCAUGGGCAGUUGCAAGUGACGUUGAUGAGUGAGGAGGUGAAGGAGAACUGGACAGUGAGGGAUCUUCAGCUCUUCCACAUGGGAGAACAACAGACUCACUCUGUUCGCCAGUUCCACUUCCUGGCCUGGCCAGAUCAUGGAGUUCCUUACUCCCCAGACCCUUUGCUGGAUUUCCAAAAGGUGCUGCGGGAGUGGGUGGACCAGAGCAUGGAUGGGGGUCCUCCCAUUGUGCAUUGCAGCGCUGGUGUGGGCCGGACGGGCACCCUCAUUGCAUUGGACGUCCUACUCCGACAGCUGGAGUGUGAGGGGCUGGUGGGUCCCUUCAGCUUCGUGAAGAAGAUGAGAGAGAGCCGGCCAUUGAUGGUGCAGACAGAGGCCCAGUACAUAUUCCUCCACCAAUGCAUCUUGAGGUUCCUCCAGAAGUCAGCCCCCGCCCUCAUCCUAAAGGAGUCAAUCUAUGAGAAUGUGCCAAACUUCAUUUAUGAGAACGUAGCUGCCAUCAGAGCCAAUGAAUCUGAGGUCUCAGCUACUGGGUGCUGAGCCUACACACAGAAAUAAUCAGGCUGGAUAUGGACCCCUGCUGAAGACCAGAAUCCUGAACCUCCAAGAGAAGUGAGGUUUGGAGUCUCAGCCUCCCCAGCCCACUGGAAAGCCAUCUCCUGUUGUCCAAGGACAGGAUGGGACUGCUGUACUUCUGAUAUGAGCCUAGUGGGAGCUGGGAGCCUAAGGACAGGGGCAGCAAGAGGAUUUCCUGUUCUUUGAGUGGAGGUGGCUGUGGCUGGGGCAUGCAGGGUCUCAAAGGAAUGGACUGGAGCCUGGAUUUAGAAGAAAGAAUCAGGAUCUGGAAUUCUGCUACCUGAGGAACAAGGGCGGGCAGGUACCUGCCCCUCCCCCGAUUAUUUCAGAAAUGGAAUCAGUCUCCUUGAAUCAGAGGCUGAAGGGAGCACCUUUGCUUGGGGGUCUCCGUGCACCCCGUGCCUGCACAUUCUUUCAGUCCAUAUAAUUUAUUGAACUAUUAUCCUCGAAGGUGGGUUUUUGUUUCAAGAGAUAAUAUUGGGAUAGAAGAGGGGGUUCCACACAUUAAAACUGGAGCAAACACAUGGAGGGAACGUGAAGAGCCCAUUAUACUCCAUCACUCACUACAAAAGGAUAGCUCAGUGGGAAAAUGCUUGCUUUGAAAGCUUGGGGACAUGAAUUUGAGCCCCAGAACCCAUGUGAAAAAAUCUAGGUGUGGUGGGGCUUGCUUGUAACGGUAGAAGUGAGGAGGCAGAGGUGGACAGGUCCCUGGAGCUUGAUGGCCAGCCAACCUAGCCUACUCGGUGUGUUCCGGGCCAGUGAGAAUGUCUCUCAAGACAAGAUAGACAGGGUCACUGAGUACUCAGCUGGAAAAGACCCUUCCUGUAAAGCGUGGUGACCUGAGGUCAGUCCCCAGGAAUGCACAUGGUGGCUGGAGAGAGCCAAUGCCUUCAAACUGUCCUUUGACCUCCACAUGCCCACUCCCCCCCAAAUAAAUAAAUGUAAUUUAAGUUUUUAAAAGGUGGAGGGAAAACAUGCAAAGUUGCCUUCUGACCUUCACACACAUGCACACACAUGAACGUGCACCACUAUACACACGGACACACAAGUGAGCGCGCACACACAUAUACAGAUUCGGAUGGCCAGGUCUUUCAAAGAGGGGUGAGGUACCAG
Molecule: messenger RNA, 4556 nt
Organism: Alexandromys fortis (reed vole)
Lineage: Eukaryota; Metazoa; Chordata; Mammalia; Rodentia; Cricetidae
Gene: Ptprh
Product: protein tyrosine phosphatase receptor type H
Exons: 20
Coding region: 123-3407 (1094 amino acids)
Biological process (GO): peptidyl-tyrosine dephosphorylation involved in inactivation of protein kinase activity
Cellular component (GO): signaling receptor complex
Molecular function (GO): protein binding; protein tyrosine phosphatase activity
Source: RefSeq, a predicted model, not a curated record